Tuber melanosporum (Perigord truffle) is the source of this 1012-nucleotide messenger RNA. RefSeq lists its product as uncharacterized. Gene Ontology annotation, biological process: fungal-type cell wall biogenesis; (1->6)-beta-D-glucan biosynthetic process. The record is from RefSeq and is a predicted model, not a curated record. The coding region runs from base 36 to 890 and encodes 284 amino acids. Gene Ontology annotation, cellular component: endoplasmic reticulum membrane. NCBI's taxonomy places the organism in Eukaryota, Fungi, Ascomycota, Pezizomycetes, Pezizales, Tuberaceae. The transcript has 4 exons.
GGAAGAGAAGAACAACAACCCACAACUUCGUCACGAUGCGUGCCAACUACAAGAUAAUACAACUACUCGCGGCAUUAGGCUUACCUAUCGCCACUGCUUUUCAAGACGCUUCUCCAUUUAUCUUGUACUCUUCUUCAAAGUUCGAGAAGCCGAGUGUUUCCCAAAUAGCCACAACUGCAGCGGUGUCUUCCAUCGCCCAGGAUGUUAUAAAACUAUGCGCAUCUGAGGCGUAUAUUCUUGUUCAGCAGCCCGGAGCCCACACAAGCGAUUUCGCCUAUUCCAAAGCUGCACCCACACUCUAUGCGGCCUUACAAGCCGCAGAAGGAAGCUCGCUUACAGUGGAUAACGUUUACGAACGGGAUGCAGAGGCGGAGAGUCUUACGGAGAUUAUGGCGAGGUACGCUGAGGAGGCUUGUGAUGCGGAGGUUGAGGAGGUUGAUGCGAAGACGGGCUCGUUUGGCGGAUUUGAUGAUAUGAAGCCGAAGGUUAUUCGCGUGGACUUUGCCGAGUUGCCAAUGGGGAGAGAGGCUAGGAUGAAGGCAUUGAGGGAGAAUGACUCUUUCCUACAAUCCGUCAUCUCGCUUAUCCCUACGUCGAAAUACACACUUAUUUACACAACCACUCCCAUUUCUACCCAACUGAAGGUCCAAUCAACCCCUUUAGGCGAGCUCAGACGUCGUGACGAUCACGAGGGUGCUACACGACCCGCGCUUGAUAGCUUGUUCUCACGAUAUCAGUUCUUUACUCCGGGCAUUUUCAUGGGCUACCUUGUGGGACUCUUCCUCUUGACUAUUCUCUAUGUUGGGAUCAGCUCAGUCUCCAGCUUGACAAUUACCUAUGGUGCGUUUGAGAAGGAGAUGGGGCCGGCGGCCCAGAAGAAACAGCAGUAGUGGUGAAAAUGUGGGAUAAUUAUUUUAAAUCCUGUCUUUUUUUUCUUUUUUUUUUGCUGCGUUGCUGCACCGCGCUAUGUAUCAUAUCCGUAUCUAUCGACACAGAAUUCGUAACUAUUAAA